This is a messenger RNA of Pogonomyrmex barbatus (red harvester ant), 778 nucleotides long. RefSeq names its product protein PET100 homolog, mitochondrial. Gene Ontology annotation, biological process: mitochondrial respiratory chain complex IV assembly. The record is from RefSeq and is a predicted model, not a curated record. NCBI's taxonomy places the organism in Eukaryota, Metazoa, Arthropoda, Insecta, Hymenoptera, Formicidae. Gene Ontology annotation, cellular component: mitochondrion; mitochondrial inner membrane.
CUACUUAAUGCUUAUGUGAUCUAAGCACUUGUUUGUCCUUAUUUAAUGUUCGAUAAAUAACAAAGAUAAAAUAAUACUGAAUAUGAUGAACGACGAAUGGAACAUAUCUAUAAAGAUUGAAGUCUGCUGGAUAACCGGAAUGUAGAAACCUAACCUAAAACAGUCUUCUUGAAGUGCUCUUUUUAAUGCGACAAUUUUCUUUUCUAAACAUCUAUUUAAGGUAUUUAAAAAGAUGGGUUGGAUAUUAGAAGUGGCUAAAAUGUUUAUGUAUAUAUCAUUUCCUGUUGGAAUAUUUCACUAUGUAAAUCAGCCAGCUUAUUUUGAAAAGUGGGUGAUAAAAGCAAAAGAGGAAUAUUACCCAUCUGAAAGUAGGCAGGCGAAUAAAGAAUUAGAAGACUUUAUUUAUGAGUUUAAUGCUAAAUAUGAAAGGAAACAAUUGGAUGCUCUUGAGAAACAGAGCAAGAAGAACUAAUGAAGAAAAUAUAUUGUAAUGUUUCUAAUUGUAUAAUAAUAUUUAUAAGGACUAGGAUAACAAAAUACCUUUGGUAUAAUUAAUUAGAAAUAAAAAUACUAAUAGUCUAUCUUUAAUAUUGACAUUUCUUUGUAUCUUCAAAGAAGCUUUCCUUACUAGGUACUAUCUUCGAAUUCAUUUUGAACCUACCAUUGUUAGCAUCUUGUUUUCUAAAAGUGAAAUUGAUUCUUCGUAAAUUAUUUGUACAUCUGUAAAGAGCAUAGAUCUUUUCAUUACAUAAAAGAAAUAAAGAAAAUAUAAAUAAAU